Stereum hirsutum FP-91666 SS1 is the source of this 1801-nucleotide messenger RNA. RefSeq lists its product as uncharacterized. NCBI's taxonomy places the organism in Eukaryota, Fungi, Basidiomycota, Agaricomycetes, Russulales, Stereaceae. The transcript is spliced from 8 exons. The record is from RefSeq and is a predicted model, not a curated record. Bases 399 to 1124 code for a protein of 241 amino acids.
CCAGUCUUGCUUCAGUUUCGAUCGAACUUCCCCCUCCUCCUGACAAGUUCAUCGCCGUCUAUAUCUCGUGCUCUAUCCAGUUCACCGUUAGUUACGUCGAUAGCAUUGGCCACCAAGCCCACGGCAUCGCUUGGCGCCAGAGCCUGCUGCCAUCCUCACGCCACGCCGUGGAAACCCAAGCAGCUGCUAUAUAUCUAUUCUUGGGCCUUCUCGAGGUUUCUGGCCGUUUCAUGGAUCAUGACCUCCGUGCGAUGCUCCGAUGCGGCUCUUUCGUGGGCAUAACCCACGGACCGCCCGGGUCUCGUCCAGGCUAAAAAGCCUGCCUUGCCUUGCCCUCACGCAAGCCGUGUGAGAACUUCCCCCAGCGUUCAGCGUUUCAUUCCCCAACGUCCAUCACAAUGAAGUCUGCCCUCUUCGCCACCGCGCUCUUCGUCGUCGCCGCCUCUGCUCAGUUCCAGGUCAACACCCCCGCGAAUGUCGUCGAAUGCCAGCCCCUUCAGAUUGUCUGGAACGGCGGUAGUGGCAGCACCUUCCUCCACAUGCUGACAUACGUCACACACGUCAUCCACAUCCGUCCUCAGAGCGUUCUCCCCGGAAGUGACCCCACCGGGACGGCCAUCAUCGACUUUGGCCAGCAGACCUCGCCCUUCACCUGGCCUGCCGUGAACGUCACUGCCGGCACUUCGCUCGGUCUCACCGUCCGUGAUUCCACCGGUGCGCUCGCCCAGAGUGCGGCCUUCACCGUCAACGGCGGAAGUGACACGAGCUGCUUGACCGGCGGCGGCUCUUCUUCCUCCGCCUCGGCCGCCUCUAGCGCCUCUGGUUCCAGCUCCAGUUCGUCGGCAGCUUCUUCCCUCUCCGCUUCUUCCGCUUCCGCUUCCACCUCCUCUUCCGCCGCCGCCAGCUCGUCCUCAUCAGCUUCCUCUGCAUCUUCAGCCGCCACCGGUGCGUCUACCACCGCCUCCAGGACGACUGGCGCAUCUAGCAGCUCUGGCUCGUCUACCGCGACGUCGGCCGCUUCGAGCUCCUCGAGCGGUAGCAGUUCUGCUGCAGGCCCGACUUUGGCGGCUCAGUACGGUGCCGCUGGGGUCUUUGGGGCUCUUGCUGCUGCUGUUCUGCUCUAAACCCAAAUUCUGAGAGAGGGGGGUGACCUCUAAAUUCUGAGAGGGGAUGACCUCUAUAUUCUGAGAGGGGGAUGACCUCUAUAUUCUGAGAGAUGAGGUCGGAGAAAAUGUGUCGCGUGGGGGCGUGAUACGAUACAGGCGGCGGUUUGUGGUUGUGGUUGUGGUUUUGUUGCUGUUUGUUUUGUGUGAGCUUGUGCUUGUGCUUGUGUUUCUGGUUCGGGACAACAGCCUGCGCGCGAGAUCGGGUGGAUGGAUGGAGCUCGAGCGUUGAACCUCGGUCACUUUAUUCAUGGCUCGAGUUUCUUUCUCUGAAGUCAUGCCGUGGGACAUUCUGCUUUUUCUCUUUUCCUGCCGUCACCCUUACAUACAUACAUAUACCUUUUGAUUUUGUGUACGCUUUUUCAUUGGCUUUGUUUUUAACUUUUCGGAGACUUUAUGUUCGUAUCGUUUCGUUUCGUAAUACGUGACCUACCUUCUCCGGUGUUCCUCUAAGUCUAGAGCGUCGGGAUGGGAUGGACUUCUUUUCGGCUUUUUGACUUCGUGUCCUGUUUCCUGUCCUGUGCUUUGAAUGUCGGUUGCUGUUGAAUCUUUUUGUUUGUUUGUUUGUAGUGUUCUGCCUUUCUGUCUGAUUUUUGUCCCAGCCAUAUCAACAUCAUGACUCCGAGUCUUCCCCCGCU